Lichtheimia ornata is the source of this 1248-nucleotide messenger RNA. RefSeq lists its product as uncharacterized. Bases 1 to 1248 code for a protein of 415 amino acids. The transcript is spliced from 6 exons. Lineage: Eukaryota; Fungi; Mucoromycota; Mucoromycetes; Mucorales; Lichtheimiaceae. Gene Ontology annotation, biological process: transmembrane transport. Gene Ontology annotation, molecular function: calcium ion binding. The record is from RefSeq and is a predicted model, not a curated record.
AUGUUCCAGGACGACUCGGAACCUUGGAGUAUCCAACAACUUUUUUCUCUCCUCGAUCACAACAAUGACGGCCAUAUCGAUGCACACGAUCUCGCUGCUCUUUGUUCCUCAACUGCACGUGGCCCCAUGAAUGAGGAUACUCUUAACAAGCUCAGGAACCAAGUGACAGUCAUUACCCAAUCCCAGGGUCGUAUGUCUUAUUCCGAGUUUGCCCAACUACUCAAUAGCCAUGCCAUUCCUGCAACCGAUAUUACAACCGAUCAUGUGGAUCGUAUUGUUCAUAUUGUAUCGAAUACCAUCAGUCAAUCAACCGAUGCCAACAAUUGGAGGGAGAUCUUGUUUUCGGAUACGAGCAUUCAUUUGAUUGCUGGAGGUAUGGCAGGCGCUGUGUCCCGUACAGUGGUCAGUCCGGCAGAAAGAAUGAAGAUUUUAUUUCAGGUGCAAGGUCCUGAGCCUGCAGCUUACCGGGGUGUGUUCCCCACACUUGCCAAAAUGUGGAGAGAGGAAGGCCUCAUGGGUUUCAUGCGUGGCAACGGCACCAACGUCAUCCGUAUCAUUCCUUACAGUGCAAGUCAAUUUGCUGCCUAUGAAUAUUGCAAACGCUUGCUUAUGGAGCCUGGCAAAACUGAACUUGAUACCCCGCGUCGUUUGACCGCUGGUGGCUUUGCGGGUGUCGUUUCGGUGAUAUGCACAUACCCAUUGGAUAUGGUUCGCACUCGUCUUUCGGUACUAUCGGCUACAUUGGAUGGCAACGUACGCAACUCUACAUCCGGCACACCCGCCAAGAAAUUACCAGGCAUUCUUCCUUUGAUGGUUCACAUCUACAAAAAGGAAGGUGGCAUCCUUGGUCUUUAUCGUGGAUUGUGGCCCACCACCUUGGGCGUAGCACCUUAUGUAGCCAUCAACUUUCAAUGCUACGAAGGACUCAAAUUUAUCAUUGUCCCCGAAGGCAGUGAUAAACCAUCCCCCGCACGAAAAUUGGUGUGUGGUGCUUUGGCUGGCUGCACGGCACAGACCAUCAUGUAUCCUUUAGAUGUCUUACGACGACGUAUGCAAGUAACAGGCAUGUCCUCGAUUGAUUACAAGUAUAACGGUACAUGGGAUGCUGUAAAGACAAUGGUCAGAAACGAAGGCAUACGUGGUUUAUACAAGGGCAUGAUCCCCAAUUAUCUCAAGGUGGCACCCGCCAUGGGCGUCAGUUUUGUCACGUAUGAAUGGUGCAAGGAUGCAAUGAUCGACGCACGAUAG